Messenger RNA from Pollicipes pollicipes, 1137 nucleotides. Its product is annotated as glutathione S-transferase 1. Gene Ontology annotation, biological process: glutathione metabolic process. The coding region runs from base 69 to 728 and encodes 219 amino acids. The transcript has 6 exons. Lineage: Eukaryota; Metazoa; Arthropoda; Thecostraca; Pollicipedomorpha; Pollicipedidae. Gene Ontology annotation, molecular function: glutathione transferase activity. The record is from RefSeq and is a predicted model, not a curated record.
UGCCAGGUCCGUUCUGUUCGAGCCGGCAGACCGAGGCUGCGGGACGUGAUCAGGGAACGUCUGCAGACAUGGGUAUGGACCUGUAUUACAUGGAUCUGAGCGCCCCCUGCCGGAGCGUGUACCUGCUGGCCAAAUCCUUGGGUAUCGACAUGAACCUCAAGGUCACUGACUUGAUGAAGGGCGAAAACAUGACGCCCGAGUUCAUCAAGAUGAACCCUCAGCACAUUGUGCCGACCCUGGACGACAACGGCUUCUAUCUGUGGGAGAGCCGAGCCAUCCUCACGUACCUGGCGACCAAGUACGACUCCGGGAAGAACUUCUACCCGUCGGACCCGCAGGCGCGGGCAGUGGUGGACCAGAGGCUCUACUUCGACAUGGGCACGCUGUACGAACGCUUCGCCAAGUCCGUGUACCCGCUGAUGUUCGAAGGCGGCAAGUCCGUGGACCCCGAGGCGGUGACCAAGCUGAAGGAGGCGCUGUCCUGGCUCAACGACUUCAUCGGCACUGCUGGCCACGUGGCCGGCGAUAAGCAGACCGUGGCCGACUUCGCCAUCGCCUCCACCGUCGCCUCUAUUGAGGGAACUGGAGUGGUGAAUGUGUCUGACUACGCCAACGUCCACUCCUGGCUGGAGUCUCAGAAGCGUCUGCCUGGCUACGCCGAAGCCAACGACGUCGGCGCGAAAGAGUUGGGCGACCUCUUCAAGCAGGCGCUUGCCAAGGUGGCAUGAGCGCGAAGCUCAGAUUCCGUUCCUAGAGACAAGAUGGCAGGAGUGUAGAGCGCCGCCAUGCUUGCUUUUCCGUCGCCGAAAAAGGCAUUCGGCUCAGCGCCUUAAAAACAUUCCAUUUACAAUGAUUUGGAGAGACGAGCUACGAGCUACGCUCUACGAGGAGAGCUACGCUCCAUUGGCGUGCUGCAAGAACGGAACGUUUGGCCAGCACAGCCCCUCAAGUGGGCUGAAUGCUGUUAUGUUCCUGCGCAUUUUAAAGCGGCGCAUUGCGCCAUAUUGGGCAUCUAAACGCGUUUGUUUUGGCGCGAGAAAUACUCUGCGGCUAGGGUGCGCUGCGCAUGUGCGAUCCAUGACGAACUGCCUUGUCUCAUGAUGUACACCGGUUAAUACACGGAAACAUCAACUGCAA